UGGGAGUAAGGGUGUUGAAUCUGGAAAUUGGAGGGGAGACGGUGGACGGACUGUGCCAUGGAGGAGCACGCCCGGGUCCCAGCCCUGGAACCAUUCAGAGUGGAACAGGCACCACCUGUAAUCUACUAUGUCCCAGACUUCAUCUCCAAGGAAGAGGAGGAGUAUUUGCUUCGACAGGUAUUCAAUGCCCCAAAGCCAAAGUGGACCCAGCUCUCUGGGAGAAAGCUACAGAACUGGGGUGGGCUUCCCCAUCCUCGGGGGAUGGUCCCUGAGAAACUACCUCCAUGGCUCCAGCGCUACGUGGACAAAGUAUCUGACCUCGGCCUUUUUGGGGGCCUCCCAGCCAACCAUGUCCUUGUGAACCAAUAUCUGCCUGGGGAAGGCAUUAUGCCCCAUGAGGAUGGACCACUGUACUACCCGACUGUCAGCACCAUCAGCCUGGGCUCCCACACUGUGUUGGACUUCUAUGAACCACGGCAGCCGGAGGAUGAUAAUCCUAUAAAACAGCCCCGGCCCCCGCCACGCCCCGCCACCUCGCUGUUACCAGAAUGUGAGUCCCUCCAGGAAGGGGUGGAGCCAGGCCCAGCCUUAAGCUCUCAGCUGCCCUGGGCCUGGGUGAAUCCUGCUGGGCCCUGGAGACAGCCUGGACCAAGGAAGAGGCUUUUCCGGGUUGUCCUCAACUGA
Molecule: messenger RNA, 684 nt
Organism: Dipodomys ordii (Ord's kangaroo rat)
Lineage: Eukaryota; Metazoa; Chordata; Mammalia; Rodentia; Heteromyidae
Gene: Alkbh6
Product: alkB, alkylation repair homolog 6 (E. coli)
Exons: 8
Coding region: 58-684 (208 amino acids)
Source: RefSeq, a predicted model, not a curated record